AUGGUUUCGCAGUGGAAUACCGAUAUCCUUCGACGCAUUUUUCUCCCGACCACAUCGGAUGAAUACGUCCAUUCCCAAGCGAGUCGUUUCUUCUCCGCAUUAACUCCAUCGCUGAUUAGUAGAAAGGAUGAGUAUAAUAAGACGUUCAAGGCUACGUUGGAAGAAAAACGUGCCUAUUUAAAGAAGAUAGAGGGUAUUCUGGAAAAGGCUGAACGCGUAAAACAACGCACUCUGGAACAACAAACUCAGGACGAAAUGGCUCUGAUCAGUGCUUUAUGCGACAACAUUGAAAAAUGCAAAGUUCUGAGCGCACAUAUAGAAGAAGUUAAAGAAAACAUUGCGGAUUACGAAAACCUUCUGAACUGCCAGACAACAUUGGAUAUGACGGGAUUUUAUGAAUUACGUGACUGGGCAAAGGCCAUGUCUGACGUGUACUCCAAUCUGGCAUCCGGUCUGAUUACGAUCUCUCUCGCUGGGGCAGCUAUAGUCUACUCUACAAUAUUCGGUGCUGCCCGCGGAAACGUCGGACUCAUGGUGUUCUCGUUUUCUCUGUUUAGCGUCGGUUUCAUAAUACCAGCGCUUACUCAACUUGGGCUCUCCUGGGCGCAAUGGAGUCGUUCCAGAGUCCCAUUCGCCAGUCAGACCUUUUGGCGAAUUGUGCUCGGCGCUUUCAUGGCACUUUCUGUUCUAGCUGUUGGGUCGGCCAUCGUAAUACUCAAUAUCACAGUAUUUGACCUUGGGAGGAACACCAACGUCUUGACGGAUAGUAUUCCAAGGAGCGCGUCAAUCGUUGUCUUUGCUUUCUCUGGACUUUUGGUUUUGAUAUUUCUGCUGUCGAUGAUAUUAUCCGUGAUUGCUCGUGGUCCAGAAAAAUUCUUUCUUGGAGAAACCCGUGUGGCUAGGCCGGAAAAAGGUCAGCAGCUGAGGGACUUCGAUCUUGACAAAGGCAUUUGGUGGAGUGGUUCUCAUGGUAAUACAUCUCAGAAUGCUUAG
Laccaria bicolor S238N-H82 is the source of this 993-nucleotide messenger RNA. RefSeq lists its product as uncharacterized. The record is from RefSeq and is a predicted model, not a curated record. The coding region runs from base 1 to 993 and encodes 330 amino acids. The transcript has 6 exons. Lineage: Eukaryota; Fungi; Basidiomycota; Agaricomycetes; Agaricales; Hydnangiaceae.